GCUAGUGCUGUCGCUUGUACCGCGCCUGUCCAUUAAAUAAAUAUUCCUUAUUUCGUUUUUGUUCUUGUUUGUUACUUAAAUCGCUCUAUCGCAUAAAACUCGAAGAAAAUGAACCGUCAUCCGAAUACUGACAAAAAUCGCAAUGAGCCACAGGUGGAAUUGGAGAGUCAAUUUAUUAUGCGAUUACCGCCGGAACCCGCUAGAAUACUGAAGGAAGCGUUACGUAAUAAUUUGCCUUUAAAAGACAGACUGACUAUAAAACUGGAGAACGAUAUGCGUUACGGUGAGGUUAGGCUUGACCAUUGGUUACUCCAUGCUAAGGUUGUAGACCUGCCGACAAUAGUGGAAUCCUUAAAAACCAUCGAUAGCAAAAGUUUUUAUAAGACUGCUGAUAUAUGCCAGAUGGUAAUAUGUAAAGAAGAGGAAGAUCAUCCUGUUACCGAUGAAGAAUCUCCUGUUAAACAGAAGAAAAAAGAUCCGAACAAGGUGGAUAAAAAAUUUCUUUGGCCUCAUGGUAUAACUCCACCCACUAAGAACGUGAGACGUAGACGAUUUAGAAAAACUUUGAAGAAGAAAUACGUAGAGGCGCCAGAGAUCGAGAAGGAAGUUAAACGUUUAUUGCGAGUGGACAAUGAUGCUGUUAACGUUAAGUGGGAAGUGAUAUGUGAGGAUGAGGAUACAUCGAAACCCAGUAAGGUGUCAUCGUCUGGUACAGUUAAGACUAAACGAGAGAGCAUAAAUGGGAACACAUCUCAAAGUUUGGAUGUUGCUGAACACGAUAUAUUCGGCGAGGCAGUUAGCGACAGCGAAGAUGACGAUGAAGAAGCAAACAUAAAUGUGAUGGAGCUAGAUGAGAAUAGCCGCCUUUCGGCGGACAGUAGAGUUUCGGAUUCCAAUUCGAUGCAAGCCGCAUAUUCUGAGAGGUCAAGUAACAACGCGACAACGAGCAGUGGAUUAGUUACAGAAUUCAGUAAAGACAUGUUCCACAAUGACACCAACGGCGAUACGGAAGCCGAAAAGCCACAGGGUGAGACUAAUCCAUUAAAAGCUCCAAAAUUAGAACGAUUUCACUCGGAAUAUAUUAUUCCAGAAUCACCCACAUUGGUAUCCGUUUCUAAAGAUUCGCGUCUUGCUACUCUUCACGCGGAAUUGGCGGAAUUGCGGCAAAGAAGGCAGCAACAAGAAAUCGAAAUAGCUAAUAUCGAAAACGUCAAGCUGAGGCAACGGUUCCAGGAAAUUUUAGAUAAUUUGUUGACUCAAGAAAUACAGAAAGUACAAGAGAUACAAGAUCUAGAAAUGGAAUAGAAAAUGCAGGAUGAGAUUCACGCAUUAUAUAUAUAUAUAUAUAUAAUAAAAGACUAUAUAUA
This is a messenger RNA of Mycetomoellerius zeteki, 1367 nucleotides long. RefSeq names its product TATA-box binding protein associated factor 7 (gene Taf7). Bases 109 to 1305 code for a protein of 398 amino acids. NCBI's taxonomy places the organism in Eukaryota, Metazoa, Arthropoda, Insecta, Hymenoptera, Formicidae. The record is from RefSeq and is a predicted model, not a curated record. Gene Ontology annotation, molecular function: RNA polymerase II general transcription initiation factor activity. Gene Ontology annotation, biological process: RNA polymerase II preinitiation complex assembly; transcription initiation at RNA polymerase II promoter. The transcript has 7 exons. Gene Ontology annotation, cellular component: transcription factor TFIID complex.